Molecule: messenger RNA, 1338 nt
Organism: Seriola dumerili (greater amberjack)
Lineage: Eukaryota; Metazoa; Chordata; Actinopteri; Carangiformes; Carangidae
Product: ectonucleotide pyrophosphatase/phosphodiesterase family member 7-like
Exons: 5
Coding region: 1-1338 (445 amino acids)
Source: RefSeq, a predicted model, not a curated record
AUGAGGCUGGAGCUCUUCCUCGUCCUCACGGCGGUGAUCAGUGCUGCCGGCAAGCCGCUGAGCAAGACAGCGGCCGGGAACAAGCUGCUGCUGAUCUCCUUCGAUGGCUUCAGGUGGGACUACGACCAGGACGUGGACACGCCGAACCUGGACCAGCUCGCUGUGGACGGGGUCAAGGCCAAAUACAUCACCCCCCCAAUGCUGACCAUGACCUCCCCCUCCCACUUCACCACCAUCACUGGCAGAUGGGUGGAGGAUCACGAAGUCGUCCACAACAUGAUGUUCAACACCAAGACCAACCUGAAAGUUCCUCACAAACAGACUCUGACCAGAUCAGAGUGGUGGGACAACGGAGUCCUGCCGUUAUGGAUCACAGCUCAGAACCAGGGUCUGAAAACUGCUUCCUUCCACUUCCCCGGAGGUGGUGCCAAUUACAGCGGUCAGGCGGUGAACCGGGUGAUGGUGGAGCCCUUCAACCACCCGGACGACAACGAGACAGAGUGGCAUCAGAACAUCGACACGGUGAUGAACUGGUUCUCCAAGGAAGACUUCAACCUGGUGACGCUGUACUACGGCGAGCCGGACCACGUGGGCCACGCCAAGGGCCCGGACCACCCGGACAGGAAGACGAUCAUCCGGCAGAUCGACCGUACCAUCGGCUACCUGAGGGAGGCCAUCGAUCUGCAUAACCUGACCGACAGCCUGAACGUCAUCAUCACCUCCGACCACGGCAUGACCACCAUCAAGAAGCGGCCGCAGGUGGACGAGAUCAUCCUCAACAAGUACCUGAAUUUAAUCAAGCUCGCCAGCUUCGAGAUCCUGGACUACGGCGGGUUCGGCAUCCUGACGCCACGGCCGGGGAGGGAAAAGGAGGUUUUCGAGGCUCUGUCCAACGCACCCAAUCUGACGGUCUACAAGAAGAACCAGAUUCCAGAGAGCUUCCAUCUCGCCAAAAGUGAGCGGCUGCCUCCGAUCGUGGUCGUGGCAGAUCUGGGAUUCAACCUGAACUCUAGAUUCAUCGUCUACGUCAACAAAGGAGACCACGGCUUCCACAACGGAGAGAUGGACAUGAAGACCAUCUUCAGGGCCUUCGGUCCCGCCUUCAGGAGGAACUUCCUGUCUGAGCCGUUCGACAGCGUCCACAUCUACCCUCUGAUGUGUAAACUGCUGCAGAUCAACCCGGCGCCGCACAACGGCUCACUGAGCGUGACCGAGGAGAUGCUGCUGCACGGCGGUGAGCACGGACUCACCAUGGUGGUGGUGGUGGGUGGAUCUCGCAGAGCUUCAGUGUCUGUCACUCUGAUGCUGCUGAUGAUGCUCAUGUUCACUGCGCUGUAA